Messenger RNA from Tricharina praecox, 1490 nucleotides. RefSeq lists its product as uncharacterized. The transcript has a single exon. The coding region runs from base 50 to 1189 and encodes 379 amino acids. The record is from RefSeq and is a predicted model, not a curated record. Lineage: Eukaryota; Fungi; Ascomycota; Pezizomycetes; Pezizales; Pyronemataceae.
CACUCGCACAUCACGCAGAUACAUACCAGCACCCAAAGCCUCAGCCGCCAUGGGAGUCCCACCCCCCUCCGACUCCAAACGCCUCGACUCUCUCGGGCCCAAGCAGCAGCACGACGACGACUACCACGUCACGCACGACGCCACCACCUCCUCGUCGUCGUCAGCGCCGCUCCUCUCCAGCUACGAUGCAGCCCCGGACGUCGACGGCGACGAGGAGCCACCAGCAUACAGCGACAUGGGCGAGGAGCCGCCCGUGUUCACGCCGUACGUAGCACGGCAGCACGUCCUGAGCAACGGCAAGGUGAUCUCGCACGACGCGCACCUCAACCGCGACGUCGAGGCGCUCUACCAGUUCCUAGUAUUGCAGGCGACGCAGCCACCGCAGCCGCGUCUGCGCGUCGCCGGCUCCCACUCCGUGCGCUCCACGGUCCGCGAGAACGGCAAGGACCGCACUACCACUAGUACCGCUACAGACUUCGACAUCACGUUCGACCUGGCGAGUUUUGUGGCCGCCGCGGGCGGCGAGCUAGUCGCUGUCGGCCCCGGAGAGCGCCGGAGGCGCGGCGGGAGGAAUCGUGCGGUCGCUACCCAGGCGGAGGUCGAGGCUGCGAUGGACGUGCGUGAUCGCUGCGAGGAGUAUAUCCGCUGCCCGGCGGCGCUCAAGGAGUUUACGCUGCGGAAGAGGCUGUGCGGGUUUGAUGAGGAGGUGCUCCGCUUCCAUGUCGAGGCCAUGGUCCGCAGUACAAACUACCGCGGGAAUAUACGUGUCUCCUUCCCCAUCGAGAACCGCAGCGUCGUGCUGGCCCCCGGGAAUGUCGUCUGUCGCAUACGAUAUGGCUGGGCGCGAUGGAUCCUUUACCUCUCGUUCCUGUGGCUGAUCACCUGGCCUGUGCUGUGGCUGCUCACGAAGCGAUGGGACGUCGUCGAUGCUAUAUAUCAUGUCGAGCCGGGCGCGGAGAGAGAGUGGGUCGAUCGCUGGGGCUGGGUGCUGACCCGCCUCGUGCGGCAGAAGCGGCAGCAGGGGGAGCCGCUCUCAGUGCCGCAUCUGAGGUGGAUCGAGUGCCACGAGCUCGCGCAGAGCGAGAGGAUGGAGUCGAGACGGAGGCAGAGCGGGGUUUUUGGGUUCCUUAGGGGCAUCGGUGAGAUCACUGAGGCCAUGGGCGGCGGGUGGGGCGCCGAUGAGUGGUAGUGAUGCUCGUUUACCGCGCUUUGCUUGGGUGGGUGUGUUCCGUGAAUGCGACCUACCGUAAACGGGUGUUUUUGCUUUGUUUUUGAUUCCUUGGAGUUGUGGGGAGGGGAGUGGAUUUGUUUGGUCAAUGCGAGCUGCAAUGAAUCUUCAUCGUGAAUACUUCAUAAAACAUUUACACUCUAGUUGCCAUUCACAGCGAAGGGUAGUUACUAGUACAGGACAAUGUGACCCUGACGGACCAAUUGUUCUUUGGUCCUGGCGUUGAGCUCAAUGGUUUUGCACUCGCGUCGCCGCCAUGCAU